Molecule: messenger RNA, 1860 nt
Organism: Dermacentor andersoni
Lineage: Eukaryota; Metazoa; Arthropoda; Arachnida; Ixodida; Ixodidae
Product: DNA-directed RNA polymerase III subunit RPC5-like
Biological process (GO): tRNA transcription by RNA polymerase III
Cellular component (GO): RNA polymerase III complex; nucleus
Source: RefSeq, a predicted model, not a curated record
ACAGGUUCGGCAUCUCGCCUGGCAACCUUGACCGGUCAGUAUGGCGGCUUCCAUGGCUUCUGCUGCCGCGAACAGCAAAGACGAUGACGACGAGGUUGUUCAAGAGCUGGACGUGUACAUAUCAAAGGCCCUGGCCGACAACCUCUACCUCCUUCAGUAUCCACAUCGGUUGGUCGGCCGCUCCUACAAUGAGGACCACUGCGUUGCUGCAAGAGUUAAGCCAAAACAGCACAAGGUGGAGCUAGAGUUUGCCCUCGACACGCAUGACUCAAGCUAUGACAGGCUGCGUGGCGAACAGUUUGCUGCCAAUGCAGAUGGCAGCGGGGGUCGUGCCACCGAUCAAAAGCCGCUUUUGAAAAGUACCCUGAUGGACAGGCAGCUUCUGACGUCAACAAAGUCGACAAGCUCUGCUGAAAACUAUGCUGUCGGGAUUCUCAGGCCAGGUGAACUUCACCUGUCCCCUCUCAGUGCAAUUGUGCAAAUGAUGCCGUCGUUUCCUCACCUGGACCAGUCGGACAAGAAGGCUAAGGCAGCCGAAGCAGCCACUGAAGAGGAGGAAGAGGUUGACGAGCCAAAGGCAGUCACCGUACGGUUUGCCAACCAGGAGACAGACCGUGCCAAGAAGGCCCGUGAGAAGUCAUUCCGUUUCAUCCACCAGAAGCAGGAAAGCGAGCCAUGGGUGGAAGCAAUGUAUCACAACUUUGGGUCCGAGAUGUCCGGCGUCGAAAGGGCGAUGCUCGUCUGCCCACAGAUGGACCGGGACGAGUCGGAGCUGCCCAAGACGCUUCAGGACUACUUCCAAGACCUUGUCAUAGAGAACGCCAGCACAAAGGCACCUGUCAAAAACUCGCAGGAGGUCUCGAUGCAUGCACUGAGCAGGCUCCCAAUCCAAGACCUUAUCAAGGCUGUUCUUAUGAGUGCUAAAGUUGUGGAUUUUGCAAAGCUCAUGUCAGCACUGCCCCCGAAGUCGGACGCAACAUCUGUCGUGCGGUUUCUGCAGCAGGUGGCACUGCUCGUGCAAGGCUGUUGGGUGGUCAAGAGUGAUGUCCUCUAUCCAAAGGAUAGCUUCAGCGCUAAGACAGGCGUUCCAGCUGACACGAUGUGCCGAGCACGUGACUUUUUGAUGUUCCUCUUCACUCAGUCAAGGUUUGUCACACAGGCCAAGUUUGCCGACACUGUGAGGCUCCCUGUGACAGACGUCAAAACACUUCUAGAGGAGAUGGCAAAGCCAACGCCAGACGGCUGGGAGUUUAUGCUGCCUUAUGAUCGAGAUUUCAUAGCAAAGUAUCCAGACGUGGUCCAGAGGCAGAAGAUGCUCUGGGAUGCCAAGCAGCAGUUCCUUUCAAAGUCAUUCCGGCUUUCGCGCCAGGAGGCCCAAGACACGUUGAUGCAGUCGCCGCCAGCCGGCACGAAAGGUCGGCAGCAGAAGAGACGAGCGCGUUCGCGCAACGACUCGACGGCCAGCGACGGCAGCGGUUCAGACAGUGGCUUGAUGACCAACGGACAGGACGUGCUGUCUAAAGCCAGCGGUUCCGUGUUGUCAAAGGCUGCCAGUCCUGCCACAAAGUUAAGCAAAGCGUCAAGGUCAUCCACCACAUCAUCAGCAAAGGCAGCUCACUGACAAGUAAUAGCCGCUCAUCACGCAGCUUGCACAAAGCACUCAUGGUUUGUACCAACAAAAGGGCAAACUUGCAUCAUCAGUCUCAUCUACAGCCUUGGCAUAUUUUCCUAUUUAUUCGGUGGUUUUUUUCGUUCAGCAACGAGAACCCCCGCUGUUUUCAAGAAGACCAUUUCUCUGGGAAGCGCACGGUCCUAAUGUGAUUAGGGUCGAGCAAUAAAAUGAACUGUUUAUUACAAGUG